Messenger RNA from Penicillium verrucosum, 2106 nucleotides. Its product is annotated as fungal specific transcription factor domain-containing protein. The transcript has 5 exons. Lineage: Eukaryota; Fungi; Ascomycota; Eurotiomycetes; Eurotiales; Aspergillaceae. Gene Ontology annotation, biological process: DNA-templated transcription. The coding region runs from base 1 to 2106 and encodes 701 amino acids. Gene Ontology annotation, molecular function: DNA binding; zinc ion binding. The record is from RefSeq and is a predicted model, not a curated record.
AUGCCCGCUGACUCAUCUUACCCAUUUGUUGAUCUCAGUGGUUGGAAGCAAGUGGAUUCAGCGGCGAUUUGCCCCCGAGGCCGCAUAUCGAUAAGGCUUGUCGACACCUGGAAGGAGUAUUACGAUAUUACUUUAUGGACAAGACUACUGGCCCACGGAGCGCAAAAGGGCGAAGCGCUUGUGAUCUAUGUCGACACCGAAAGAUCCGCUGUGAUAAAAACCAACCAGCCUGCGAGAAUUGUCAUAUUGCAGGACUACCAUGUACUUUCUCCCAACCUGCAUCCCAACAUCGGAAAAGUACCCGACAGUAAGACUGCUAUAUCAUUGGGCCCCUCUUCAAUCGCUUACGGGGUACACAGAGAGCUUGCCGACACCAAAGCUCGGGUUCGGGAAUUAGAGGCGACCCUGCUCGGAUUUAAAGAAUCCACAAAAGAAAGCCACACAAGGCUAGCAAUCCCUUCUCCGAGCAGAAGCUCUUCUCCAGCGUCGCCCAGGCCCCUCUCUCAACCAUUUUUAUCUUAUUUGCCCGAUACUCGGGAUUUUGAUACCGCGUUGGCAGCUUUCCAAUGGCAUAUCUCAUAUUGUGGGCUCGGGAGUGCUCUCUCGACCCAAAGGGCAGCUUUUUACUCUCUCGUUCAAGAGCAAACAGGCUGUACAUUCAAUAUGGAUGAAUUUGCUCAUGAGGUCUCCCAAUCUUUCAGCUCCCAACAGCUCAAGUCGGCAAAGAAAGUGAUUGGGAUCAAAUGGCCAGAAUCUGCUCUAGUCCAACGGUGUUUGGAACAUUUUGAUAGAAAUGGUCUCUAUUCUAUAUUUCCAAUUGUCGAUGCUGAGGCCGUGCAGAUUCUACUCAAUGCAAAUGUUUUAGAUCAGCCCCCAAACCUGACUCGUGCCGCGAAUCGGGCUUGUCUGGUUGCUUUUGCGGCAAUGAUCACCCAUAUCCACCGCCAUGAGCCAGCUUUCGCCGGCGCUGAUCCUGAUGCUUACUUGCAAGCAGCGCUAACACUGCUUCCUGAAAUGUUAUUAGAGCCCCCUGAUAUAAGAACUUUGGAAGCGGUGACAAUAUUAAUGCUCUAUAUCGCCCCUCUUGGUAGACCCCAGGCAGCCGAACUACUUCUUGGCAUCGCAGUGCAGCUCAUCUAUAACCUCGGGGCAAACAGAAUACAAAACCCCAAUGAGAUACAUAGGACAGAUCAGCGUAGCCAACAUCUCCGAGCUUUGUUCUGGCAUUGUUAUGCCGUCGACAAAGAAUUCUCCACCCGAAAAUCCCAGCCACCCUUGAUAAACGACGCCGAUUGUGAUCUAGAUCUACCUACGACGUACGCCAAGGAAACCUCAGAGCGUCACUUUUACAUGAAGCCCUUGUCGUCCAAGGAGCUUCUUUUCCCCUCGGACCUCCGCUUUUCUGUGCUCAAGUCCAAGAUCUUCCGGUUACUUUAUUCGGUGGACAGUCAGGCACUGCCCGAAGCUAGACGCCUUCAGCAUAUCCGUGAACUAGACCAAGAACUAAGCGAUUUGAAGCUGGGGUAUCCCGCCGACUGCCGGCCGGAGGUGUUCGCCACCGAGGGCGCACCGGACUAUCUGUUCCAUGAUCUCAGUAUGCGCGGUGUGAAUAUUCAUUUAGAAUAUUACUACUGCCUUGGAAAGAUACACGGAGCGAGCAAUUCUUGCAAGAUAGUCUCUCCGCAGAACUGGUCGCCUCUCCCAUCUAGCGCAGAGCUGUGCUUUGAAGCCGCAAGGUGUUCGCUGAUCUACAUUUGGCGAGUCCGCCAAUUCGUCAACCAACAUACCUUCUGGCUUCAUGCGCAGUUUCUCCUCACGGCCGUUUUUUCGGUCUUCUGGUAUCUCAUCACGGUUCCAACUUCAUCUACUUUCACAAGAGAUCUCAAGACUUUGGAGGAUAUCGCUAAGCUCUUGGCUCAGCUCGGCAAAGCGACGGAGGAUGGGCAGACUUACCCGCCAUUCUAUCUGGCCCAGGCUUUUGUUGAGAGGUGCUUUGAACCACGACUUACCUUGACCUUGACCCCAACGCCGGGGAACUAUAACAUCCAGCGAUCUGCUUUAUUAUGCACUGGUUCGUUCUUUUCUUCAACAGCCCAGCCGGGCUAG